Drosophila innubila is the source of this 630-nucleotide messenger RNA. RefSeq lists its product as uncharacterized. Bases 1 to 579 code for a protein of 192 amino acids. The record is from RefSeq and is a predicted model, not a curated record. NCBI's taxonomy places the organism in Eukaryota, Metazoa, Arthropoda, Insecta, Diptera, Drosophilidae. The transcript has 3 exons.
AUGUCGGUUAGUCAAAUUCGUGUAUUUAUUACAUUUAUUGUGUUGGCAGUUGCAUUUAGGCCAAUUGCUUUUGGCCAGGCUAUUGACUGUCAAAGACCGCCUAAACUAGUGGAUCCUGCCAUGUGUUGUCGGGAUGGCGGACGUGAUCAAAUUUCCGAAAACUGUGCACGGCAAAUUAUGGGAACCGGAAAUGGACAGGCAAAUAAUGCACCACCAUCUUUUGAAGCAGCCACUUGCUUGGCCGAAUGCAUCUUAACAACAUCCAAAUAUAAGCAGGAACCAAAGCAGCUCAACUUGCAAGUUAUUCGAAGUGAUUUAUCAAUGAAAUUUUCCAAUGAUUCGGCCUAUGUGGAGGCCAUGACAGCAGCGUUUACCAAAUGCGAACCUCAGUCUCUGCGUAGAUUGGCUGCAAUUCAGCAAUUCAAUGGGCAGCAACCAAAGUGUAGUCCAUUUUCUGCAAUUGUUCUCGGUUGCACGUACAUGGAAUACUUUAAGAAUUGCCCAGCUCAUCGUUGGACACAGAAUGCGGAGUGUGCGCUGGCCAAGACUUUUGUUACUCAGUGCGGUUUGGGUGCUUAAAGCUGUUGAAUAUAUUUUUAAACUUGAAUUAACGUAUCAGUGUGUACAUAA